CUGAAAAAGUACUACUUCCAGCAAGGCUGGCUUGGACUCUUUCCCAUUUGUGGACGGGAAUCGUUCUCUCCACUCAGCUUCAACGUCUUGUGAAAUGGGAGCUCCAAUGGCGGAAACCUUGCUUUCAUCGUAAUCUGGAAAAUAGAAAAUUACCGUUAUUCCAUUCGACGAAGUUGCAAUGGAUUCUGAAAUUGAAACUCCUUUGCUACAUCUCGAUACAGUUCAUGGUGCCGUUGACUACAGAGGCCAACCACUCAUUAGAUCCAAGUCAGGCUACUGGAGAUCGGCUUGGUUCACCAUAAGUGUGGAAGUGGGAGAGAGAAUGGCAUUCUACGGAAUAGAGUCGAACCUCAUCACCUUCUUAACGGGUCCGCUCCGCCAGAGCACGGCCGCCGCCGCCGGAAAUGUCAAUAUCUGGGAGGGAACGGCGUCUUUACUGCCUCUAUUGGGAGCAUUUGUGGCUGAUUCUUAUCUUGGACGCUACCGCACCAUUGUCGUUGCUUCCCUUGUUUAUAUCUUGGGACUAGGCUUGUUGACACUGUCAGCUAUGCUUCCUUCUCUUCUUAAUUCUGAAUGUGAAGAUGCCUCUAAAUUUGCAUCAUGUUCUAUAAAGUUGCAAGUCAUAUUGUUCUUCUCGGCACUUUACCUUGUGGCCCUUGGACAAGGAGGACAUAAGCCUUGUGUUCAAGCUUUUGGAGCCGAUCAAUUUGAUGAACAACAUCCCAAAGAAUGCAAAGAGCGAAGUUCAUUUUUUAAUUGGUGGUAUUUUACAAUGUGUGCAGGUAUCUUGGUAUCCGUAUUGAUAUUGAACUACAUACAGGACAACAUAGGCUGGGUUGUUGGAUUUGGAAUCCCUUUUCUUGUAAUGAUCGUGGCGUUGUUGAUUUUCCUGCUUGGAACUAAGACUUACAGGUUUCACGUUGAAGGGCAUGAGAAGAGCCCAUUUGUUAGAAUUGGCCGUGUUUUUCUUGCUGCUGUAAGAAAUCGGAGAAUCAUCCUAUCAAACAUUGCUUUCAAGGAGGAUGCUAGAAAUAUCGCACCUCCUCAAACUUCCAAACAAUUCAACUUCCUCAACAAAGCACUGUUUGUACCAAAUGGCUCAAAAGAAGAGGAGGCUUGUAGCCUCAGUGAGGUGGAAGAAGCAAGGGCUGUACUGAGACUUGCUCCUAUUUGGGCUUCAAGCCUGGUAUUUGGUAUUGUCUUCGCUCAAAUUCCUACUUUCUUUACCAAGCAAGGAAUUACUAUGAAUAGGACCAUUUUUCCUGGCUUUGAUAUUCCUCCUGCUUCCCUUCAGACCCUCAUACCUUUAGGCAUUGUUGUUUUUACUCCCAUCUAUGACCAAAUAUUUGUACCGGCAGCGAGACUUAUCACUAAGAAACCCUCAGGAAUCACAAUGCUGCAAAGAAUUGGAACUGGAAUAUUUUUAUCCAUAAUUACAGUCGUAAUUGCAGCUCUUGUUGAGAUGAGAAGACUACAAGCAGCAAUAGACUCUGGUCUAGUUGAUGAUCCAAAGGCAACUAUUCCAAUGAGUGUAUGGUGGUUAAUUCCUCAAUACUUCUUAUUUGGAGUUGCUGACGUUUUCACCAUUAUUGGUUUCCAAGAAUUCUUCUAUGAUCAGGUUCCAAAAGAACUGCGAAGUAUGGGUCUUGCUCUUUACUCGAGUAUUCUUGGUGUGGGGAGCUUACUGAGCAGCUUUCUAGUUUAUGUGAUAGAGCAAGUAAGUGGUAAAGAUGAACAGCGUAGCUGGUUUGAUGAUAAUCUCAACCAGGCACAUCUUGAUUACUUUUACUGGUUACUUGCUGUACUCAGUGUGAUGGGAUUGGCUUUAUUCAUUUUCUUUGCAAAAUCAUAUAUCUAUAAUAAGGAAGGAAUAGCUCGAGGUUAGUGUUUC
Messenger RNA from Prosopis cineraria, 1891 nucleotides. Its product is annotated as protein NRT1/ PTR FAMILY 5.10-like. Lineage: Eukaryota; Viridiplantae; Streptophyta; Magnoliopsida; Fabales; Fabaceae. The record is from RefSeq and is a predicted model, not a curated record. Gene Ontology annotation, cellular component: membrane. Gene Ontology annotation, biological process: dipeptide transport; transmembrane transport. The transcript is spliced from 4 exons. Bases 179 to 1885 code for a protein of 568 amino acids. Gene Ontology annotation, molecular function: tripeptide transmembrane transporter activity; dipeptide transmembrane transporter activity.